AGUUCCCAGGACAGAGACGUGAUCCUGAACAUCCUCGGUGUUCUUGCUGACCUAUUCUCUGUGGGAACAGAUCGGAGAAUUCACUACAUGAUCAGCAAAGGGGGCAGUGAAGCCUUGCUGCAGGCCCUUGUAAAUGCUGCCCAGACAGCUGAGCCAGACUACAGCAUCCUUUUACCUCUGCUUCGUUUGUUGGCUAAAGUAGGCCAAAGAGACAGGAAGUUUGGGCAGAGGGUGCAGAAACUGGAGGCAAUUGAUGUGACCCUGAGCUUGGCAAGGAAAAAUCUAGGCCACCACCUGCAUCUCAUCCACUGUCUCUGGGCCCUGAGGGUUUAUGCUUCCAGUGUUACUGCAGGAACUACCUUGGGCAUUAAUGGAGCCAUGGAGCUGCUUUUCAAAGUCAUCACUCCUUAUACCAAGAAGCACACCAGGACUGUCAGGGCAGCCAUUGAGGCUCUGGCAGCUUUGCUGAAAUCGAAGUCCAACAGUCGGCGGGUGGUGCACAGAGGCUACUUGUGUGGACUUCUGAGGCUGUAUCAGGACUGGCACCAAAGCGACAUCUCCAACAGCUACAUCCACAUCCGUAGGGGUCUCUUGCUGUGCCUCAAACACAUCACCAACAUCCGGUCUGGCAGGGAGACUUUCCGCUGUGCCCGAGGCAUGGAAAUCCUCUUUGCCACAGUGCAGGAUUGCCUGGCUAGCAAGAGCCUGGAUUCUAUAGUAACUACAGUGACCCAGAUCCUGAGAAAGUGCUACCCCAAGGAGUCUCUGCCUUUAGCAACAGCAAGCAGCUCCUUUUCCUUCUCUCCACCUGGGAGCAUCAGCUUUCAAUCUCCACGUUCAGGGCCUGAAGAUGAGAGUGAAGAGGAUGGUGAAGAAGAGGUGGAAAAAGACUUUGAUAAUGAUGACCCGGAGAACAAGGAGGAAGAUGAUGACCUGGAGACAGAUGUGAACAAACUGAGGUCAAGGCCUGGUCUUGACAGGCCAGAGAAGGAGCUUGCACAGUAUGAGGCAAUGUGUCCUGAACUUUCCCAUGACUUUCAGGAGUUGGAAUCGGAGUCUGAAGAUGAGAGAGGCUCAGAGGAUGUGCUCAGGAGCCUACCAUUCACUCACCCUCGAGUCAUUCCAAGUGCUGCUUUCAUGCAGCAGCAGUGUGGCAGAGGAAAGGACCAAAAUACUAAGGGGCCAAGGCCAGAGCCAGCUGAAAGGGCUUUUAAGGCUCCAUUGAAGGGCCCAGAGAAGGAUGGGAAGUGUAUUAGUGCUCAAACCACUGAAAAUAAAACCACUGGAGAUUCAGCCCAAAAUGCAGACGGCCUAUGUGAAGAAAAAGGGUCAGCAAGGAGUUGUGGCCUAAUGCUGCGUCCUCUCCCAAAAGAUGCCUCCUGGGAUGCAAAAACAUUUAACGCUCAGUGUGUGAGCUACUGUAGUCCCAGCCCUGCUGGGGAAGUGGGAGACUUGGAUGUAGGAAAGGGACAUCUGGAGAGACGCCAGGGGAAUAUCCCGUUCCACAGACCUCAUCUCUACAUGGCUAAGGCCGGAAGCACCAAGUCCGUUCCGGACUACACGUUUUUGGCAUUGUCUGAUUUCUGGGGUCAUGAACCCCCAUCUUAUUGCCAGUCCAUGUUGGAGCGGAAAUAUGCAGUUCAAAGGGCCAAAAUAUUUGAUGAUAUCCGUCGCCUUAUCCAACCAGGUGAUGUGAUAGGCAGAGUUGUCUUUGAUUUAGAAGAGCCCAGCCCUUCCAGUUUAGAUGCUCCAGAUUGUCUUAAAUUCUUCUCCAAAUUUGAAUCGGGAAACCUUCGCAAAGCCAUACAAGUGCAUGGGUUUGAGUAUGAUUUGAUUAUGAAUGCUGACGUGAACAGCAGCCAGCACCACCAGUGGUUCUACUUUGAGGUCAGCGCCAUGAAGUCGGCUGUUCCCUACCGCUUCAACGUUAUCAACUGUGAGAAGGUCAACAGCCAGUUUAAUUACGGCAUGCAGCCGGUCAUGUAUUCAGUGAAGGAAGCUCUCCAGGGCAAGCCUCACUGGAUUCGGGUGGGAUAUGAUAUCUGUUACUACAAAAACCAUUACCGCCGGCGUGCAGCAGCCGCAGGCACCACGCAAGGGAAAUCUUACUACACACUUUCCUUCAGUGUUACAUUCCCUCACAAAGAUGAUGUCUGCUACCUGGCUUACCAUUAUCCCUACACCUACUCAGCACUGAUGGCCCAUCUUGACAUGCUGGCAGAAACCAGGAAUCCCAAGAAAGUCUUCUAUAGGCAGCAAACACUGUGCCAGACUCUGGGAGGAAACCCAUGUCCUCUGCUCACCAUCACAGCCAUGCCAGAGUCUAAAAGUCGUAACGACUUGGAGCAGUUCCGCAAUCGACCUUAUGUGGUCCUUGUGGCUCGUGUUCACCCUGGUGAGAGCAAUGCCAGCUGGGUAAUGAAGGGGACCUUGGAGUUCCUAGUCAGCAGUGACCCCAUUGCUGAGCUCCUGAGGAAAUGUUUCAUUUUCAAGAUUAUCCCCAUGCUCAAUCCAGAUGGAGUCAUCAAUGGCAACCACCGGUGCUCCUUGAGUGGGGACGACCUGAACAGACAGUGGCUGGCUCCCAGCCCCCUGCUCCAUCCAACCAUUUAUCACAGCAAGGGCUUCCUCUAUUACCUGCGCAGUAUUGGCCGGGCUCCACUGGUUUUCUGUGACUACCAUGGCCACUCCCAGAAGAAGAAUGUGUUCCUCUAUGGAUGCAGCAUCAAGGAGACAUUAUGGCAGGCAGGCUGCCCUGUCGACACAGCGGUGGUCACGGAGCAUGUUGGCUACAGGACCCUCCCCAAAAUCCUGGAUAAAGUGGCCACUCCAUUCAGCAUGAGCAGCUGCAGUUUCCUUGUGGAGAAGUCCCGUGCAUCGACAGCCCGAGUGGUUGUGUGGCAGGAGAUUGGUGUGCUGAGGAGCUACACGAUGGAAAGCACAUACUGCGGCUGUAGUCAUGGGCUCUACAAAGGCCUGCAGAUCGGAACUCGAGAGCUGGAGGAGAUGGGCGCCAAGUUCUGCCUAGGCCUGCUCAUUCUGCAACUCAAAUCCUUGCCCUGCAGCAAGAAGCUAAUAACUCAGGCUGCAGCCCUGCUGGAUCUGGAGGAGGAGAUCAGAGACUUCCAGACACAAAGCAGAAGAAGCAGCAGCAGCAACCUGGAGACCGACGACGAACCUCCUUGUGGGGAAGAAAUAGAUUACAAUACUGACAGCUGUUCAGAUGAGGAAGGGGACUUCUCUGAGCUAGACAAAGAGAUCCAGGAGGGCUCCCCCAGGGCAGAAGGGGAGACAGAAGAGGAGGGGACCAGCGAGGGACAGACCUGUAGUUCCAAGGUUCUCAAAGGGCUUUACAUUUCCAGCCAGCCAACGAGCAAUAAAAAAGCUCUCCCUCUGCCCCCAGCAUCUCUCAGAGUCUACACCGGGUUUGAGAGCAGCCCCGCAUGAGUGGCGCUUUGAUUUCCUGAGCAAUGAGCAAAUGGGUCAUUGCUCACUUUUCCUGUUUGCCAGUUUCAGCUUCGUCCCCAGAUGCGCUGCCCCAGUUAUGCAUGGAAAACGGACUUUACCUUUGUGUAAAAUAGAGAGAGAUUUCCUAUCGUGUGUGGACAAGGGGGAGUGAGGAGUCACUUGCCCAGAUGGUGCAGUCUAGGGACCUAUGCCAUUCUCAUACACGGUUCCCAGUGCAAUUACGUUCUCUGGUUUAUUUCUCCAUGGCUUGGUACAGACUGUAAUGAUGGUUGAUCGUCUGAGUGUCGGUCACAGUUUCUCCCAUUACUAUGAAGUAACAGUUGUGGCCCCAAAUAUCUCAGAAUAGCUUUUUUAUUCCAUGGGAUUUUUGCCAAUAUGUUGUUUUCUUUUAUUUCUGAAAAGUGAUAUUAUGUGUCUGAAUGUAUAGAGCCCUGAUCCAAAGUUUAUAAAUUAUUCUGAUGGUCAGUAUUUGCAGAACUUCCCCGUGUAUGACCAUACAUAACCCAUCCCACGAUAAUAAAGGGACAUAUUAGCCACUAUGAUAAAUCUGGCAUUGUGGCAUUGACUUCAA
Messenger RNA from Alligator mississippiensis (American alligator), 4039 nucleotides. RefSeq names its product AGBL carboxypeptidase 1 (gene AGBL1). The transcript is spliced from 22 exons. Lineage: Eukaryota; Metazoa; Chordata; Crocodylia; Alligatoridae. The record is from RefSeq and is a predicted model, not a curated record. Gene Ontology annotation, biological process: proteolysis; protein side chain deglutamylation; C-terminal protein deglutamylation. Gene Ontology annotation, molecular function: metallocarboxypeptidase activity; zinc ion binding. Bases 88 to 3447 code for a protein of 1119 amino acids.